UCUCUCUCUCUCUCUAUUUCUCUCUCUGUGGAUCUGAUCUUUAAAGCUUAAUGCCACAUGGGUUCCAUUCAAUAUCUAUUCAUGAUCAUUUAAGAGAGAGAGAGAGAGAAGGGGGAAAAAUGGGAAGAACACCUUGCUGUGACAAGAAAGGGUUGAAGAAGGGUCCAUGGACUCCUGAAGAAGAUGAGACCCUCAUUGACUACAUCAACAAGAAUGGCCAUGGCAGCUGGCGUUCUCUUCCUAAGCUUGCUGGUCUUCUUCGAUGUGGAAAGAGUUGCCGCCUUCGGUGGACAAACUAUCUUCGGCCAGAUAUUAAGCGCGGCCCAUUCAGUCCCGACGAGGAAAAGCUGGUUAUACAGCUGCACGGGAUUCUUGGUAACAGGUGGGCUGCAAUUGCCUCUCAACUACCUGGAAGAACAGAUAAUGAGAUCAAGAACUUGUGGAACACUCACUUGAAGAAGCGCCUGCUUUGCAUGGGCAUUGAUCCUCAAACACAUGAACCCUACUCUACCCCUGUUGGGCCACAUGGGAAACCACCUGCAUCCCCUUCCACCCGCCACAUGGCACAAUGGGAGAGUGCUAGGCUUGAAGCCGAAGCUCGGCUUUCACGAGAGUCGUUGCUCUUUAACCCCUCAGGUGUAGGAAGAGCCAGUCCAGACUACUUCCUACAGAUCUGGAAUUCUGAAGUUGGGGACUCAUUUAGGAACUUCCACAAGGGGAAUAAAACUACAUGCCAGAGCCCCGCCUCUCAAGCAUCAUCAUCUGCAAAAUGUGGAUCGGUCUCUGGCAUCACAAUGGAGGUGGGAGUCCCUCUAAUCAGUUCCUCUGCUACCCUAGGCAGUGAAACUGAAGAUAUGGAAUGCAAGAGCAGCAGUCUGUAUGAUGACAAUCUCAUGGCUGGUUCGGAUUGCUCAAGCUCCAAUGAAUUGGAUGAUUCAUCUGACACAGCAUUGCAGCUGCUCUUGGACUUACCGUGCAACAAUGACAUGAGCUUCUUAGAGCACGACGAUAACUAUGCUUUCUUAUCCUGCCAUAUUGGCUGACAGCUCUUCAAGUGCUCAGCCCUUUUAAGGUAUGUUUUAGGCAAAACAUCACUUAGUUUUGGUGUCUCCCACUGCUUGAAUCUGCAGUUGGUCUUUUGGUGUUUCCAGCUGCUAAUGAAGUAGAAAUUGGACCCUAUGUAAUUGGUUUUUACUAUGGAGGUCAGAAUUUUCCCAUAUAUAAAGUAGAUAUGAAUUCUUGUAUCUGUUAUGCAUCAUCAGAUCUGAC
Molecule: messenger RNA, 1269 nt
Organism: Diospyros lotus (date-plum)
Lineage: Eukaryota; Viridiplantae; Streptophyta; Magnoliopsida; Ericales; Ebenaceae
Product: transcription factor MYB17
Exons: 3
Coding region: 51-1043 (330 amino acids)
Source: RefSeq, a predicted model, not a curated record